Ochlerotatus camptorhynchus is the source of this 1509-nucleotide messenger RNA. Its product is annotated as cytochrome P450 4C1-like. Bases 1 to 1509 code for a protein of 502 amino acids. The record is from RefSeq and is a predicted model, not a curated record. Gene Ontology annotation, molecular function: monooxygenase activity; iron ion binding; heme binding. Lineage: Eukaryota; Metazoa; Arthropoda; Insecta; Diptera; Culicidae. The transcript has a single exon.
AUGUUGAACAUCACAGUAUUGCUCGCUCUCCUAGCGAUAGGCCUAAUUCGGCUGUUUGUACGGCGAAGAAACUUGCAGCAAUUCGCCAAUCAUUUUCCCGGUCCAAAACCGGUUUUCGCCAUCGGCAAUGUCCUCAAAUUCCCUAAGGACAUCGGUGGUAUCUUCAGACGAAUGCUUCGGUUCCACUACGAAUACGGACCGGACAUCGUUACCUGGGGAAUUGGAAACGACGUGAUGCUGAACUUGAGCAGCACAAAGAACGUAGAGAAGGUCCUAAACACGAAAAUCAUCCAAAAAUCGACGAUGUACAGCUUCAUCGAACCCUGGCUCGGUAAGGGUUUGCUGACCUCAUCUGGAAAGAAGUGGUUUCAUCGUAGGAAAAUCAUAACGCCGACGUUUCACUUUAAAAUUCUGGAGGGCUUUGUGGAAGUGUUCAAUCGAGGAGUGGAUGUUUUGGUUGAGAAGCUGAAAGUGCACGACGGUGGCGGCGAGUUUGAUAUUUAUGACUACAUUUCGUUGUACACGUUGGAUAGCAUCUGCGAGACGGCUAUGGGAGUUCAGGUAAAUGCCCAGAACGACCCGGAGAAUCAGUACGUAAGAGAUGUGAAUAGAAUGACCGAGUUGAUUCUGUUGCGAAUAUUCAGUCUGCUGAGAACAUUUCCCACCCUGUAUUGGUAUCUGCAUCCGAAUGCUUGGGAGCAACGCCACUUGGUUCGCCGGUUACAUCAGUUUACUGAUUCUGUGAUUUGGAAUCGUCGUCAGCAGUUGGUGAAUGGGAAUGAAAAGCGAUCGAUCGAAAACGAUACGACUACAAAGAAGAAGCAAACAUUCCUGGAUCUUUUGCUCAGUAUGACCGUCGAAGGUAAGCCGCUAUCAAAUGAGGAUAUUCGCGAAGAAGUUGAUACGUUUAUGUUUGGUGGUCACGAUACGACUUCAUCUGCGAUAUCGUUCACCAUUCUGCAACUAGCAAAACAUCAAGACAUUCAAGAGAAACUUUAUCAAGAAAUCGAAUCCAUUUUGAAACAUCAGAACUGCGGAACCGGUCGAACCUUGGCUUAUAGUAACAUUCAGGACUUUAAAUAUCUCGACUUGGUGGUGAAGGAAUCCCUGCGUCUUCUACCCCCAAUAUCCUACGUUGGUCGUAAGCUGACAGAAGACACAGAAAUCAAUGGAGCUGUCGUACCAGCUGGACAGGACGUAUCCAUUCCAAUAUACAUGGUCCAUCGAAAUCCUAAGGUCUAUCCAGACCCAGAGCGAUUCAACCCGGAACGAUUUGCAGAAGAUUCGGAAAAUAUGCGUGGACCGUACGACUAUAUUCCAUUCAGUAUCGGAUCGAGAAACUGUAUUGGGCAGAAGUACGGCCUGAUGCAGCUGAAGAUGACCGUUGCUCGGUUGAUUGUAAACUUUCGAGUGUUGCCCGGUGAAUCGACGUGGGAUGUCAAGUUGCGGACCGAUUUGGUAUUGAGACCGGAGAGGGGCAUUCCUAUUCGGAUUGAGUCACGCAAUUGA